AUGUCCCAGCAAUCUGCUGAGGCCCAAGCUGCCUACUCCGUAGUGAAAAAUUUCGUGCGCUGUUGGUUGGGACCCAACCCACUGAAAAUGUCUCCUCGAAUGGUGACCAAACGUUUGCAAACCAAUUGCCAAGCUCGGCGAACAGAUCAACAGCCACCUGACCAAUCACCAACUAAUACUACCGAGCUACCAAUAUUCCAACACAUUACCAGGGAAAAUAAUUCUCAUACAAAAGCGAUAAGGGGGAAACCGGUCGUUGGCUGUCGAAGAAUUUUCGGCAGCCUUGUGAGUAGUGUACUAUGUCUAUUCACUUCUCCAUGGACUCAACCCCGCACUGAUGAUGUCACCUCGAUUGGUGAUGAAACGUUUGCAAUCCAACUACCAGGCUCGGUGAACACACCAACAACCAGGCAGCGCACCCGAGCUACUCACAUUCUACAAGAUUGCCAACAACCACGUAUUGGUGGUUUGGCCUUAAUUCAACUCUUAUUCUAG
This is a messenger RNA of Opisthorchis viverrini, 495 nucleotides long. RefSeq lists its product as hypothetical. The coding region runs from base 1 to 495 and encodes 164 amino acids. The record is from RefSeq and is a predicted model, not a curated record. The transcript is spliced from 4 exons. NCBI's taxonomy places the organism in Eukaryota, Metazoa, Platyhelminthes, Trematoda, Opisthorchiida, Opisthorchiidae.